CUCAUAGCACACGCAGAACAUCGCUUAUCACCAUGGUUAUCAUCCAUCCCUCUCCGUCCCAGGUAGUCAGAGCGCAUGCCCCGACACCCGGUCACCGCGCGCCGUCCUGCACCACCAGCAGUAGUUGAGCGCGCGCGGCAGGCAGGCAGGCAGGGACAGCACUCCGCCGUUCUGCUUACCGCCUUUGGGCGAUACCUGCAGUAGGUGGGUGGGCGACUGGGCGACUGGGCGCGAUGUCUCGUGAGACCCGGAUUCCGUAGGGGGGCAUUUUCUACCGCGAGCGUCGGCUGGAGGCUUUUCUAACUUCACCCGUGGUCGGGAACACUUUGUUCUGAGGAUACUUCUGCCGGAGCAUUUGGAUGGAGAGGAUGAAGUUCCUCCUCGUAGUGGAGGCUGAGCGCGCGCCAGGGGACACGAUGAAGAGGAAAGUACCGCGCGUGUAACUUGCUGAAAUCGCGCGUGAACCAAGUCUCCUCGAGCGGGUGAUUGAUCGUUUUGUUUCGCGUCACGCGCCGCACAGGGAGCCCACGGUGGAUGAGUGGAGUAUCUGAUGAGCUGAAGGCUGCACUGCGCUUCUGAACAGUGGUCGGCGCGGACGACCAGGGAGAAGACAUGGUAGAUGAGGAUGGCCGCACCUGACCUCCUCGACCCCAAGUCUGCGGUGCACAACGCCAAGCCCCGCCUCUCCUUCUCGGCCCACCCCCUGGUGCUGACCCCGCCCGUGGACGAGUACGACGAGGUGCACACCGUCAUGAGGUGGAAGACGGUGUCUGCCAUCUUCUUCCUGGUGGUGCUGUACCUCAUCGUGGGGGCCACGGUGUUCCGGGCCCUGGAGCAGCCCCACGAGAGCUCCCAGAAGCUGGCCAUCCUGGCCGAGAAGCUGGAGUUCCUCGACCUGCACGCCUGCGUCAACUCGUCCGAGCUGGAGGACCUGGUGAAGCAAGUGGUCUCUGCAAUACGAGCCGGCGUCAACCCAUCAGGAAAUCCCUCCAAUCAGACCAGCCUAUGGGACCUAAGCUCCUCCUUCUUCUUCGCCGGCACCGUCAUCACCACCAUUGGCUUUGGGAACAUCUCUCCUCACACAGAGGGCGGGAGGAUCUUCUGUAUAAUCUACGCCCUGCUGGGGAUUCCACUGUUUGGAUUCUUAUUGGCUGGCGUCGGGGAGCAGUUGGGAACCAUCUUCGGAAAGGGCAUCGCCAAAGUAGAGAAGAUGAUUGUGAAGUGGAACGUGAGCCAGAUGAAGAUCCGGGUCUUCUCCACCGUGCUCUUCAUCCUGUUCGGCUGCGUGAUCUUCGUGGCGCUGCCGGCCGUCAUCUUCAAGCACAUCGAGGGCUGGAGCGCGCUGGAGUCCAUCUACUUCGUGGUCAUCACCCUCACCACCAUCGGCUUCGGGGACUUUGUGGCGGGCGAGAAGGGAGGCCUGGAGAACUCAGAGUUCAUGGACUACUACAAGCCGGUGGUGUGGUUCUGGAUCCUGGUGGGCCUGGCCUACUUCGCUGCCGUGCUCAGCAUGAUCGGGGACUGGUGGGUGAUCUCCAAGAAGACCAAGGAGGAGGUGGGCGAGUUCCGGGCGCACGCGGCCGAGUGGACAGCCAACGUGUCGGCCGAGUUCAAGGAGACGCGCCGCCGUCUGAGCGUGGACAUCUACGACAAGUUCCAGCGCGCCGCCUCCAUCAAGCGCAAGCUGUCGUCGGAGCUGGGCAUGAACGCCGUCAACCAGGAGAUGACGCCGGGCAAGCGCACGCUCUCCGUCAACUUCGGCGAGGAGCGGGAACUGUACCCCAACCUGACGCUCUCGUUCACCCCCGCGCCGCUGAGCCGGAACGGCAGCCUGUACCUCAACGGCCUCAGCCCCGACUACGCAGACCGCCGCGAGGUGGCAAUCAUCGAGAACUUCAAGUAACCGUGGCGACGGGACAGGG
Molecule: messenger RNA, 1922 nt
Organism: Gadus macrocephalus (Pacific cod)
Lineage: Eukaryota; Metazoa; Chordata; Actinopteri; Gadiformes; Gadidae
Product: potassium channel subfamily K member 2-like
Biological process (GO): stabilization of membrane potential; potassium ion transmembrane transport
Cellular component (GO): membrane
Molecular function (GO): outward rectifier potassium channel activity; potassium ion leak channel activity
Source: RefSeq, a predicted model, not a curated record